AUGGCUGGGACAACUGGAGUUGAAACUGCAACAGUCUACGAAUAUCUAGGAGUACUGAUGGAUAAUUCAUUAACCUUCAAGCAGCAAUUUGAUAAAGUGUACAAGAAAGGAGUUUCGAGGGUGAAAUUACUGGCACAUAUCAGAUCAACUAUUUCAACUCAUGUCGCUGAAUCCAUUUAUAUGUCUAUGAUCAGACCAAUUCUCCUAUAUUGUAUGCACCCAUUAUUACUUGGCUUUGACACCACGAUGAAUCGAUUCCAGAAAGUCCAUGAUCGAGCAUUUAAAGUUGUCUUUGGAAGUAAAACUAUUAAUAAAUGGAUCUCAUUGGAAUCUCGUUGUAAUCGAUUAGCCAUCCUGGACGUUUGA
This is a messenger RNA of Paramuricea clavata, 366 nucleotides long. The record is from the annotation of a GenBank genome assembly. NCBI's taxonomy places the organism in Eukaryota, Metazoa, Cnidaria, Anthozoa, Malacalcyonacea, Plexauridae.